Molecule: messenger RNA, 2103 nt
Organism: Lachnellula hyalina
Lineage: Eukaryota; Fungi; Ascomycota; Leotiomycetes; Helotiales; Lachnaceae
Product: Polyol transporter
Exons: 7
Coding region: 1-2103 (700 amino acids)
Biological process (GO): transmembrane transport
Cellular component (GO): membrane
Molecular function (GO): myo-inositol:proton symporter activity
Source: RefSeq, a predicted model, not a curated record
AUGUCACGGCCGGUAUACUUGUCUCUCAAUUGGACCCCGCUUUCGAUGGCCUGUCUUGAACCUGCAUGGCUGCGGCGCAGCUCUUGGGAAUCGAUUCGAACCCGUGCCCGUGCUACUACCACAAAUGGGAUCAAACCUGCACCACGAUCCCACGAUGGAGAUAAAUACAAAAGCGACGAGAUCUUAAGUUUGGAAUCACAGCCCAAACAUGUCAGCUUCAACACCAAUCUAGAAGCCAAGAUCCAGAAUCCCUUAGCUGACAUCCCUCGAGAAUCACUUCUACGCGAGGUAGACGAAUUUGCGAAUCAACGAGAUCUUGUGGAUAUACUUCCAAUUCUAAGGAAAGGCGCCCUCGUGGCCAGAGACCCGAGUAAUUAUGAAGACAUAGACGGCCCUGAAGCACUCGAUAGUGAGGAGGUGGAAUGCCUUCGGGAUGAAGUUCUACACAAAUGGAGACAACGCAGGCCGUUAUACUUUACUAUCAUAUGUUGCUCGGUGGGAGCUGCUGUGCAAGGUUGGGAUCAAACAGGUUCCAACGGAGCGAACCUAAGUUUCCCAGGCUAUUUCAACAUUGGAUCGAGCUCGACCCGUGACACCUUCCUCGUCGGUCUGAUUAACUCGGCACCAUAUAUCGGCUCGGCUUUCUUGGGCUGUUGGGUCUCAGAUCCACUGAAUGGGUAUUUUGGUCGGCGCGGAACAAUCUUUGUCUCUGGAAACUUCUGUUUGUGGAGUGUGAUCGGAUCUGCUUUUUCACAAACUUGGCCUCACUUAUUCAUUUGCCGGAUUCUCCUGGGAAUAGGGAUGGGAGCCAAAGCUAGCACGAUACCCAUAUACGCAGCCGAGAACUCGCCGGCCUCAAUCCGGGGGUCAUUGGUGAUGAGUUGGCAGAUGUGGAAUGCCUUUGGGAUGGCCCUGGGAUUUUGUGCCAAUCUAGUCGUGUAUAGGUUUGGUUCAAUCUCAUGGCGUCUACAGAUGGGCUCUGCGUUUAUCCCGGCAGUGCCUCUUGUAAUCGGAGUGUACUUUUGUCCAGAGUCACCUCGAUGGUAUAUGAAGAAAGGUUUAUACCGCAAAGCAUACCAAUCACUUCUCCAACUUCGAAACAAACCAAUUCAAGCGGCUCGCGAUCUCUACUACAUCCACUCGCAGUUGGAGAUAGAGGCUGAGAUCCUUGGACGAAACACCUAUAUGAAACGGUUCAUCGAGCUUUUCACCAUCCCUCGAUUGCGUCGGGCAACUCUCGCUGCAUUCACAGUUAUGAUAGCCCAGCAGAUGUGUGGGAUUAACGUCAUUGCAUUCUAUUCGUCUUUCGUAUUCAGGGAUGCUGGAGCGACCGACAAGCAAGCUUUGAUUGCAAGCUUUGGCUUUGGGCUGUUGAACUUUGUAUUCGCCUGGCCCGCUAUUUGGACUAUCGAUACCUAUGGACGACGGAGUCUACUAUUGUUUACAUUUCCUAAUAUGGCAUGGAGCUUGGUGGCUAUCGGGCUUAGCUCCCUCAUCACAGGCCAAAAGGCUCACCUUGGAAUGAUGGCCUUCUUCGUCUACGUUUUCACUGCCUUUUACAGCCCUGGUGAAGGACCUGUACCUUUUACUUAUUCGGCCGAAGUAUUCCCUCUUUCACAUCGUGAAGUAGGAAUGGGAUUGUCGGUUGCGAUCAAUCUUCUAUGGGCUGCCAUCCUUGGUAUCACACUUCCUAAAAUGAAAGACACCAUGGGUAUACUUGGAUUCUUUUGUUUUUAUGCCGCAAUCACAGUCGUCGCGUUUAUGAUGAUAUUUCUGUGGGUGCCGGAGACGAAGCAGCGUACUCUAGAAGAGCUUGACUACGUAUUCGGGGUGCCCACGCGAACACACAUGCAUUAUCAGCUCACAAUAGCUUUACCGUGGUGGAUCAAGCGCUACGUUUUAAUGCGGCGAAAGACGCCCGAUCUUGAGCCCCUGUACCACUUUGAUUCGCCUACUGGGAGGGCUCAAGUCGAGCAGCUCUAUGCAAAGGACAAGAUACGAGCGAUGGAGAGGACUUAUAGAAGAUCAGGUAGCUUGCCUUCGAACGGCCGACAAACCCCUCAGGUUCGAGAUAAGAGAUAUCCUUGGCGGAGGGCGCCAUAA